CACCAUGAAUAAUUCGCAAAGUAGAACACAAACUAAAAUGCUUAUUUACAAUCUCCCAAUCGAUAUAAACAGACAAUUAUGUAGGCUUCUUGAUCAUGACGAUAAAUGGAAGGAUUUGGCUGGUUAUCAUAUGAAAUUUGAUCCGUUUGAAAUAAUGGGAAUUGAACAAACGGCACGGGCCAAAGUAAUAUCGCCUACCAACCAGCUUCUCACACAAUGGGGCCAAAUGAAUCAUAACGCAAACGAAUUGUUCAUAUUAUUGCACAAAAUGGAUCAAGUACCAGCCAUGUACUGCCUAAGAUCCGUAGUUGACGAGAAAUAUUUGCCAUUGUUGACCAGAAGACGAAAUGGUGGACAAAAUAGACCUGUUGUACCUGUGGAUGUAAACGGCAACCGUCCAGGUGCUCCUUGCAAUGGUAGCUCUUCCCUUCCAUUACCAGUACAGCUUCUCGAACAGGGUAACCAACUUCCCUCGUCAAGCCACAGUCGUGUCUCCGUACCGAACAGCGAAGAUGAGUCAAGCUCUGUCGGUAACACCUCUUCCACUCAUGGUGUAGGACAAUCGCGCGACAAUGGCGCGGAGAACGACGACUUUAUAAGGCAGCAUGUGUCCGCUAUACCGCUCCUCAAGUACGAAGAUCUUAGGGAGUCUACAAACAACUGGAGCAAGAGCAAUUUGCUUGGACAAGGCGGAUUUGGACAGGUUUAUAAAGGUGAAUGGAAGCUCUUGACGGUGGCAGUGAAGCGGCUGGCGAACAAUGACGGCAAGAACAGAGAGCUCAUUAGGGAGAUGUGCCUCAACCAGUACCGACACGAUAAUAUACUGCCCUUAUACGGGUACAGUCUUGGUGGUCCAGAAGCAUGUCUGGUGUACCAACUAAUGGCAGGAGGGUCGUUGGAACAGCGUCUGCGAUGUAAAACGCAGCAUCCACCCUUGUCGUGGUCGCAACGUCAUCGAAUCUCUCACGGCGUCGCCAGGGGUCUCCUAUUUCUUCACACAAUGACUGGCACGCCAUUGAUCCACGGCGAUAUUAAACCGGCCAACAUCUUGCUUGACCAAUGCACUAUACCCAAGAUUGGCGACUUCGGACUCGCCAGAAAAGGACCUUAUGGUGAGGAGAGAACGCAUCUUAAGGUUUCUAGAGUCCACGGCACCCGAGCAUACCUCCCCGACGAGUACCUCCGCUCCCGCUGCCUGUCCCCAGCUGUGGACGUGUUCAGUUAUGGGGUGGUCCUAGUCGAGAUUGCGACCGGUCUCCGCGCUAUACUCCCCCCGCCACCCGACCGGCCGCGCGAGCCUCUGCUGCUUAGCGACCACAUACAUCAGUUGGCUAAUGAUAGAGUUGAUUUUACUACCCUAGAAGACCGUAUGAUAAGCGGUACUCAGCUGUCAAACAGUCAGCUAUGCAAGGAGUUCAUCGAGAUUGGAAUCCAUUGUACCGCCGUGUCGCGUCGCGAAAGACCUAAUAUGAUGCAGGUGUAUAAAAAGCUUGACGCUAUGAAUUUUCCUGGAAGGAACACUAAUUAAGAAUUGCAGCAUUUAGACGUAAGAUAAUAAAUAACAGACGAGGGUGUACAGGGUGUCCCACGGCUAUGCCGCACGGAGGGAAAGUGGCCUAUUCCUCUAGACCCUACCAGCUAUCACCCUGGUCCCCACCAUCACCCUGGUGGGGAUAAGAGAUUUUUUUUUCCCACUCUUCCCUACCACACCGUCACUGGUUGGGAUAAGCAAAAUUUCAUUUCCACUUAUCUUUACCCAAUCGUGAGAAAGUACCAUAAUUUGAAAUGAUAAUGUCAGUUGUUAUGAGCGCAGCAAAGUCAGAAAAGGCUAUUAACUUUCCAGAACAAUAUUUCAAAUUAUAUGUAAAAUUUCAUGGUCUUCCUUUUAUUUAAGAUGCUAUGUUAUUUAGAAGAAAACAAUCCUUAUGAUUGAGUCUUUCGAUAAGUAUAGUAAAAUUACA
Hyposmocoma kahamanoa is the source of this 1961-nucleotide messenger RNA. RefSeq names its product serine/threonine-protein kinase pelle (gene pll). Gene Ontology annotation, biological process: protein phosphorylation; signal transduction. Gene Ontology annotation, molecular function: protein kinase activity; protein binding; ATP binding. Lineage: Eukaryota; Metazoa; Arthropoda; Insecta; Lepidoptera; Cosmopterigidae. The record is from RefSeq and is a predicted model, not a curated record. The transcript is spliced from 10 exons. The coding region runs from base 5 to 1528 and encodes 507 amino acids.